AUGUCUGUACCAUCUAGCAGCAAAAACACGGCCACGGGUGUCACAUCCGUUCGGAAAGUAGUCUCUAGUUCUGUCAACAUCGCAGAAGCCUUCAACCAACAUUUUGCAUCGGUAUUUUCUGGCGAUACAGAAGAACCUCGCCCCCAAUUACCUACUAUUAGCUGUCCAGUCCUUCAAGAUAUAUCCCUCUCACCCUGCGAGGUUGCCGCUGCACUUCGUUCCCUUGACGGCAGCAAAGCAACUGGACCUGAUGAGAUCUCGGCAAGGCUACUAAAAGAAACAGCUGAACAGAUCGCACCCUCUUUAACUUUACUCUACAACAAGUCACUCGAGACAGGCGUAUUUCCAGACGAGUGGAAACUGGCAAAUAUUGUGCCGAUACACAAGAAAGAUAACAAAGAUCAUGUUGAGAACUAUCGUCCAAUAUCCCUGCUAAGUAUUAUCUCGAAAAUUCUAGAACGGUGUGUUCUGAUUCGUCUGCGUGACCAUCUAUUACUGAUGUUAGACCGUGCGCAACAUGGAUUCAUUCCUGGAAAAUCCUGCGUGACUCAACUGGUUGAAGUUAUCGACUACAUUGGCUCCUUACUAGACUCUGGCAAGCAGACUGAUGUGAUUUAUCUAGAUAUGUCGAAAGCCUUUGAUAAAGUGCAACACUCUCUUAUCCUUGAUAAACUACGCCAGUACAACAUCUCUGGUAACCUGUUGAACUGGUUUACAUCCUACCUUCGUGGGCGAAGACAACGUGUUACGGUACUUGGUGCGACAUCAAAAGAACGCAAAGUAACAUCUGGUGUUCCUCAAGGUUCCAUCCUUGGACCAAUGCUCUUUCUUUUAUAUGUGAACGAUCUGCCCAAGACUGUGAAUACAUCAAAAGUCGCUUGUUUCGCUGAUGAUACGAAGAUUCUGAAGCAAGUGGACAACCUGCAAGAUACUGCUGGUCUUCAAAACGACAUUAUCAGUCUUAACGGUUGGGCCACAGAUAACGGUUUGACAUUCAACCAAACGAAGUGUAAGUGCCAGCGCAUCACACGGAAGAAAACACCAGUUGAGUAUCCCUACGCCCUGAAUGGAUCAGUACUUGCCGCUGCUAAUCAAGAGAAAGAUCUCGGUGUAUGGGUGUCGAAUGAGUUGUGCUGGAAGAAACAAGUUGUCGAACAGACUUCAAAAGCGAACAAACUUCUGGGAUUUGUCAGGAGAUCUUCCCGGGAGAUACGAAGCCAAAGAACAAGAAGAUGUCUGUUCCUCUCUGUUGUACGACCACACCUUGGCUACGCCACCCAGAUUUGGGCCCCUCAGACCAUCGAGCUUAUCAAGCGCGUCGAAAGAGUGCAGCGUCGUGCAACAAAAUUCAUACUAAACCUUCCAUUCCACUGCGAACUAACUUACGAGGAUCGACUACAAGCUACCGAUUUACUACCGAUUAGUUUCUGGCAUGAAUAUUUAGACUUGACGUUUUUCUUCAAGAUGUUUAACGGGUUGGUGUGCGUCAGUGAGGAGAUAAUCCCUGAACGGAAGCAUGGAAAUAUAAGAACAACGCGAGCUACGAGCAAUUCUGACAUCAUUACGUUCAGGAUUAGAAAAUGCAGAACAGUAACAUUCCAAGGGUCGUUCAUGAAUAGAACAGCAAGAGUUUGGAACGUUCUUCCUGCAGAACUGAGACAUCAGUCUCUCACUUUACCAAGAUUUAAAUCUCUGCUGUUAGACUACUUCAAAACUGCCUUAUACCUAAAUUAUCAACCUCAAAAUCCUCGGACAUGGAAGUCUAUCUGCUUAAAGUGUAACACUGCUCGUAGUCUUGCUGCUUCACUCUCUUGCUGCUAUUAGUGUCUCAUAGUUAUUGAAAUAUAAACAUGAUUAGGAAGGUUGUAAGUCUUAAUUUUAUGUUCUGUCUAAAUUUGCAUAGAUUUGUGUCAAUUUGUGCACGUCCAGGUUCUUUACUGUUUUGAUCUAUAUUUUUCGAAGUUGUCAGAUCUUCCUAGUCUUGUUUAUUAAGUUUCAAUAGCUAUUUUAUAUUCUAUGAAUUGUUAUAUGUUUUAUAAAAUUUGCAAGCAGCUAAUUAAGUAUGUUUGUGAAAUACAAUACAACGAAAACUUCGAGGAAUUUGUUUGCCUGGCUUCAAGUUCCAAUUCGUGUGAUGACUUUGAUCAGGUAAAUCGAAGUUUUCGUUGUAUUUUAUUUGUGUUUUAUUAUCUAUUUAAAAUUUAAAGCGCCCACAGUAAUUGGUAACAUAUACUGUUGUGGUGACCCUGCCAUGAAUGCAUGCAUGAUAAUGGCGAAGUUAAAUAAAUAAAUAAAUAUAUGUUGGGAAAUUGACAAUUUUGGAAAUUAAAAGUGAUAUUUUUAGGCGAUUUUUCAUUUGUAAGAAUAUUCUUAAAAAAUUAUCGUGUUACCAUGACAACAACUUUAGAUACUUCAUGUUCGGAAAAUACAAUGGUUUUGUCAGCGGGGCGAGGGUUUCUGCAUGCAUGUAUUUUCUAGUUGUAGUUUUGGCUUUUGUUUAUAAUAUGCAUAUUUUGCUGGUAAUUAAAAGUGUUGUCGAUUUCAAUGUUUCUUUUAAUAUCCGGUUUCAAUAAGGGGCGAACCAUUAGAAAUCUGAUGGGGGGGGGGGGCAAAAGCAAAAAUAAAAAUCGAGCAGGGGAAACAGAAAAAAACAACUUCGAGCACGAAAAAAGUUUAAAAAAAUUCGUGCAAAGACUUUCCAAUAGGGGAAAUUAUUAGUUGUGUAAAGGCGGCCCCCAAAUUUGGAAAAUAAAACUUUUUUUAUAUAAGUAAUGGUGCGAGAAAAAAAUUUCUAAACAUAAAUGUUGCAGAUAUUGGUCCAAAAAACGCCUUCAAAGCAUGUUUUGAGAAAAAUUUGUCAGGGAAAAUGUGUUUUGAACCUUUAAAUGAACUGAUCUUAGUCUGUAAGAAUUUUUUUGACCCUUUUUUAUGCCCUGAAAAAUUUUUAUGUCCGGAAAAAUGCCCCACCCCCCUUCGAGCAAGGAUUAGUAAAAAAGAAAUUAGCGACACAAGCAAAAAAGUUUGAAAAAUUAUCGUGCACGUUGGAAAUGGACCCCCCCCCCCACCAUCACUUUUCUAAUGGUCCGUCCCUAACUGAUUCAGUGUAAAUAACACGGAGCUUUCGUUGUUUGGCAUGCUUUUCCUUUAUUCUCUUUAAACAUGUCUGGCAAAUGUUUUUUUAAGUGAGAGAGACCCAAAACUAUGUGGAGACUCUCGAGGGCUGGGUGAGAUAUUUUGGCUUUCUUCAUGCAGUGAUCGAUAGCGUGCGGGGACACCUAGAAAGGUUGCACAUUUCUGGAGAAAUCGUUUCUGAAGUAGAACUGAUUCUCGCUAGAGUCGGAAUGUUUUACGUAACAAUGUUUUUUGGCUGAGUGUCAGUUGUAUUCAUGCUUGUCCAGAUCUCCGCAAAUCGAUUGCAUUAUUAUAAUCCAUAGUCUUUAUUGUUUUACAGGUAUUUAUUCUAGCUGCAUGCCAUAAGAGUCACAAAACAAGUGAUAAAGAGGAAAACGCCUGGUUAAGAAGCGAAAGCUGUUCUCCAAAAAGUCCAGAGGUAUCAGACCCACUAUACUAUGCGAGGUAUCAACACUAGUGAAAAUUUUACUGAAGGCUCUGGAAUCCAGGGUAAAUUUCCACUCGUGUUGAUAUAACUGUAUAUCAACACGGAAAAUGUUCUAUAUUUGUUAAAGGUCUUUGAUUCGUAUAUAAAACGAACUCAAAGUUGGAAAUAAAACGAAAACAUUUAAAAGACAUCUUGAGAUGAGUAAAAUUUAUUCUAUAGUUUUAUGUUUGCUGCUAUAAUUUAUUUGCUGCUAUAAUUUAUUUGCUGCUAUAAUUUAUUUGCUGCAGUUUACUGCUAUAAUUUAUGCUGCUAUAAUUUGUUUAUUCUAAAUAAUUUGCAUAAAAUUUGAUGUUAAGAAAGCAGCUGGAUUAGAUAAUAUACCACCACGACUUCUGAAAGACUCUGCUAAUGUUAUUGCCAGACCACUCACCAAGAUUAUUAACGUAUCCCUCGAACAAGGAACAGUGCCUGAUGAUUUCAAACUUGCUAAGGUAAUUCCUGUUUUUAAGAAAUGACAACCCGAAAAUAUGGACAACUACCGACCGAUCUCAGUUCUUCCCACAGUGUCUAAGCUAUUAGAGAAAGCAGUCCAUGAGCAGUUGUAUAGAUUUUUAAUAACGAAUCAUCUCUUGAAUCCUUACGAAUGUGGUUUCUGUAAAUAUUACUCAACGGAAACUUCUCUCACAGACUCUAUUCGAAGGAACAUUGAUCAAAAGAUGCUUACGGAGCCAUAUUUGUAGUCCUUAGGGAGGUGUUUGACACCGUAGACCACUCCCUACUUUUGGCCAAGUUGGAGAGUUACGGCGUAGUUGAAAGUGAACUUGAGUGGUUUAGUAGUUACCUUGACGAUCGAUCGCAAAUAGUUACCUUUCAGAAUAUGCAAUCACUGCCAUGUAAUAUUUCGUCUGGAGUACCACAGGGGUUUAUUUUAGGGCCCCUACUGUUCGUCCUGUUUAUUAAUGAUCUUCCAGCAGCUGUUCAACAAUGCAAUGUUCUGAUGUAUGCCGAUGACACGGUACUUUACUUCGCAGACAGCGACAGUGGUGUAAUACCGAAUGUGUUAACAACCGAGCUGUUAAUAGGAUAAAAAAACAGAGACGGUGUUGUUUGGAACUAAUGCAAACUUAUCAAAGGUAACUAAUCAUGAGCUUUCAAUUGAUGGCUUUUCAUUAAAGCGUGUAACUGAUUAUUGUUACCUUGGUAUGACUUUAAAUGCAAAAUUGUCUUGGCAUUCACAUGUUGAUCAUGUAGCAAUGAAAGUGGGCAGUAGAAUUGGCAUGUUACGUCGACUAUGGAACAACCUGACCCCAAAUGCGGCGGAAACGGUUUAUAAGUCGUUCAUUCGCCCUCUUAUGGAGUAUGGGGACAGUAUUUGGACGUGCUGUGGUGAGCAAAACAAAGGAAGGCUCGAGAUACUCCAAAAGCGUGCUGUCAGAGUGAUUUCCAGGUACCCGCGAAGUGAUGACGCAAUGCAAAGCCUCAGAUGGGACAGCUUAGAAUCAAGAGGAGACGUACAUGUUCUCAAACUGGUUACAAAUGUAUUCUAG
This is a messenger RNA of Paramuricea clavata, 5106 nucleotides long. The record is from the annotation of a GenBank genome assembly. NCBI's taxonomy places the organism in Eukaryota, Metazoa, Cnidaria, Anthozoa, Malacalcyonacea, Plexauridae.